AUGUCUGUCAUUGAUCCAUGCUGGUUUGACGAGUCUUGCUUUGAAGAACUAAGCCGUCAGAAGCUAUUCGACCUUAAGAGAUACCUCAUAAAGCGUCGAAACUAUAUCGAUGAACAAACUGGGCAGAUUGUCUUCUUGAACAAGGUUCCUAGAAGAAUCUUGAACGCUCUUUCGAAGAAUCAUGUCAACAUUGAAACCACAGACUAUCGUACAGUGGCGUGUGAUGCUAUGGCUGUGUGGUUGUCUAGAGCAUCUCAAUUAGUGUAUUCACAGAAGUCAGCCACGAGGAUUCGAUACGCCCAGGAAUUGAGCUCGUUUGUUUCCACCGAUACAGCAGACUCGCUUCUCCAUUAUGUCAUUGACUUUUGGACGGAUUCAGGAUCUCCUCUUGGAAAUGCUCUGAAAGAAAUGUUCAUCAAGUUGAUGAGCUUCAUUACGGCCACUGAAGAUGAUCAGUUUAGGAAACAGCUAUUUCAAAAGUGGACUUUAGAGGCUUUGCAAAUUCCUUAUUCGAUGAGAGUCUUUUAUUUUCUGAUAGAGCAUCUCUAUAAGCAGGUUGAGCCUGCUGAUUUUAUUCUCCAAAAGAGACCAACCUUUGUUAGAGACUCAUUAGAAUACAUAUGGUCAAGCUCUUUGGCUACAAAUGUUGGCAAGGCCAUAGUUAUGGUGCUUAGAAACAUGUAUAGCAGUGAGAAUGAAUCCGAAUGGAUGGAUUGCUGGUGCGAUGAUCUAAUCAUUAGUCUCAAGAACCUCCAGUUAAGACAAGGUAUAGAAACUUACCUUUUACCUCAACUUUUCAAGAUCUCAAAGACUGCCACAGAGGCAUUUCUCAAGCGAGUCAAUUCUGAGAAUGAUAUCACCAUGCUACUAGGCUGUCUUACCGUUGCACAAUCUACUUCUAUCAUUAUAGAGCCAUUUGAUGGCGAGAAUCCCCUUCUUUCCUUGCAUACUGUGGAAAGCCUGCUGAUUCAGGACGAUGAGUAUUUCAAAGUCACUGCAUUUUCCUUACUAGUGAGUUGUCCCAAGCAUUCUAGUCCCAUCAAACCCUAUUUAUAUGAUCUUAUUAGCUCCUGCCUGGAUGCAUUGUUUUCAGAAAUGAACGUGGAAACUAGAAAUAAGAUGUUUUCUCUGCUAAAGAAGUUCAUUUUGAGAAUUAGAGACUCUACUCAUAAAUUACAAAGGGACUAUAAAAAUAUGGAGUCAAAGGAUCCUGAGCGGUUCGUAGAAGAAAUCGAAUCGAAAAAGCAUGACAUUGAGUUGGGCCGGCAGUUCUUACAGAAUCUGCUGGACUUUUCGGUGUUUAAUUUGAAGCCUGGGUCUUCACACCAGCGGAAGGCUUUUGCCUUUAUGGUAUUGCUUGCUCUUAUUCAUUCUGGAUUGGACUCAAGAGUGAGAGAGGAGCAUCAUGAUAAGUUUAAAGUUGUUCAUUAUCCGUUUGAUGUUGCAGUCUAUUCUUCAUAUUUACUGCGAGUUAUGAUCGACAAUAUCUCCGAUGAUUACGAGGAUAACAGGAAUAGUGCUGUGAAUGUCCUUUCUAUAUCCCCCCUUUCUCUGACCAACACCGAUUUGAAGCUUGCCAAAGUUAGAGCAUUACAGCUGUUGGCAGAUCUCAAAGGUAAAAACGUUGAUUCUGGAGCACGUUUCUUUUGUUUCUUGUUUCAGUUGUAUCAGAAUAAUAACGAGAAGGACUCCUGUCGAGAACUUCUUUCGAGCUUGAACGACCACUUGGCACAAGGAAUCGCCAUAGCCAAGAGCGAUAUUGCUUCUGCAUGUUUUAAAUAUAGCAUUCAGGGGUAUUUUGCUGCCUUUAAGCUUAUUAUUGAGAUAAUUGACUUUGAUAAAACUUUUCGGGAUGACAAAUUCAUGAUAGAUAUGCUCAAUAGACUUAUUUAUCAGGCUAUUGAUGGCUGGAAUGUAUCCAAAGGGGUAUUACAGCAUGAUUCUCCAGAGGGUAACUUACCCAAGGAGAUUGAGAAGAGUUACAGUCCAGAGCUGGAAGCUACAUAUGGUAAGGGAACUCAGAUAAUAUCCAGUUAUGCUUGGAGAACGCUGAAAGAGUCCACCGGUAUGCUCGAAAUUGCCAUAAUCAACGCACCGCUCAAUAAGGAGCAGCUAUUAAAGAUUGGACCUCUCCUAAUGAAACAGCUUGCCACUAUUCGUCAUAGAGGUGCAUUCUCAGCUGUUUAUCCAACAUUUGUGGCCUGCUGCUUGCGAUGUCAUAAAACACCAGAGAUUUCUCUAGUAACUAGGGAUUGGUUGAAAUCCAAUUUACAACUGAUUACCGAAAAAUCCAACUUCAUCACCCGUCGAUCCGCUGGCAUUCCUUUCCUUAUUAACGGUAUUCUUACUGCUGAUCCUGAACUGGCUGGGCCUACAUUCGACAAGUUAAUGGUUAUAGCCCAAGAACCGGCAGAUGCUGACCAAACUAUGGAAAACGUCAGCCUUCCUCAGGUGAACGCUUUCAAUUGCAUUAAAGCUUUCUUUGUAGACAAAGCAUUGUCGGAAGUUUCCGUGUUAUAUAUUGACAGAGCUAUGGAGUUGGCGCUACAAUCGUUUGAAUCACCAAUAUGGGCUAUAAGAAACUGUGCAGUGAUGCUUUUCACUGCCCUUGAGAACAGAAUGUUUUCAUCCAGGAAGCUUCGUAAUAAUUUCUUACCAACUUAUCCUGCAAAGCUUUUCUUUACGAAGUUUGGCUCCAUCAAGGAAACAUUUCUCAGAAACUUGCAACAGGCUAUUGAAUCAGGUCUCAGUGAUGCUCGUCAGGUGCAGAGAAUUUUCCCCAUUCUUACGAUUAUGGGUAGACUAGAUCCGACUCCAAACUACACGAGUUUGGAUGCCUUCCGCCCGUUGAUAUUGCAAUGCUUGUGCAGUAAGCAGUGGAAAGUGAGAGAGAUGGCAGCAAGAUCUCUUCCUGCUUUGCUCUCGUCGCAUAAAGCUUUGAGAUGGGAGCUUGCCGAAAGACUUUCUACUGUGACAUCAACUACUAAAGAUUUGAAUAUGGCCCAUGGUGCAUUGUUGGCAUCGAAGGAGUUGCUCUUCCGAUUGAGGGAAGGACUCUUUGGCUGGUCCAGAGAGGCCUCAUCAAUCGACCUGACGGCCCAGUCGAUGAUAUCAGAGGUGAAGAAAAUUGUCAUGUCGAAGUUAGAUGAUGUGCUAGCCAUCCCAUGCUACCCUAUUCAACUAGAAUACUUUAAAUUGGUUUCCACGUUUCAUGACUUAACUGACUAUGGCACUGAGCUUGAUUGUAUGCAGAACUGGUUGGCAGAUCACGUCAAUUUGGGCUCAAGAUUAAAUGGCGGCAAACAAUUGGCAGUGAGUGAAGCAUGUCAGAUAGUUUUAGAGCAUCGCUUGUCUCAGAAGACGAUUUUCCGAAUAGUUGUCAGUGAGUGUUUGUUAUCUGAAUUGUAUGAGGUCCAAAAAAGCGCUCUUACAUUUUGUGAGAACCAUGAGGAUGAGAUGACAGCUGAAGAAGCUAACGAUGUUGUAAGGUGUCUAUGGAAAUUGGUUCAACUGCCAGCUUGGACUUAUAUCAAAGCUCGUUCUUUGAAGCUCCUUAACGAGCUUUUGGUGAAGAAGGGAGUAACCUCUUCUCAGGGUUCUGAACUAGACAGGAUUAAACUAUUGAUGGCAUUAUUGUCGUCUUCAGAAUCUGCUAACAAGUUUCUCAAACUUGCCUGCAUUGAAGCGCUUGGACCACUGGUUGGUAAAAGUUUGGCACUAGAGAAAACUCCAGGAUUGGACUCUUUCUUUGUGAUAUGGCUUGAAAAGGUUAGGUUGUUGGUUGAUGAUGAUCUAGAAUACCCGGAGAGAAGUGCUGCAUUAAGAUCUUUGAUUGGUUUCAACACAAACUACUUUCAUGAUGAAAGAAGCAGCGAGAUUUCCAAAGAAGAAAUGAAAGUUGUGGCAUUGUUGUUUAGAUUCCUUAGUGAUGAUGAUCACGAGCUUCGUGAUUUGGUUUCUCAGCAUUUGUCUACUGUUGUUUUGGGACUCGAUUUCACUCUUGUUCCAGCAAUGACUGAGAAGAGAAUGGUUGAUUGGUUAAAGGGCAUUAUAGUGGCUAAUAAAGCACUUGUUGAACUUGUUUUCGACUCGUCCUGCUUUGUGUUUUUCAAUUAUAACCAGAAGUUUCGAGAUCUCUUUACUAAGGAUCUGUUAUUAUUCAAAUUUGAGAAGCAGAACUUGUAUAGAGAUGAGAUUAAUAGAGCAGAUCAGUUGAACCAGAUUCUUCUGGAAGUCGAAAUUGCACCUGAUUGUGAGGCUCUAACCACGUACGCUGAUGCUAUCGCACGCAAUGUCUCAGAUAUUACCAAUUGGAUUAUUAAGGAGCAUCCUGUAGAUGGAUGCCUAGGCUGGUCGUUGGACGAAGCUAAGAUGGAGUUUGUAUAUGAGAAUCUUCAAGGACUGUCUACUCUCAUUAAGAUAGGCAGGUUCCCGAAAAACAGCGAAUUGGUGGAGCAGACCAAAAAAGCCUUUACCAAUGCUGAGCUCCAGAUACACCCUCUACUUGUGAACACAGUUACCAGUAUGUAA
Molecule: messenger RNA, 4530 nt
Organism: Brettanomyces nanus
Lineage: Eukaryota; Fungi; Ascomycota; Pichiomycetes; Pichiales; Pichiaceae
Exons: 1
Coding region: 1-4530 (1509 amino acids)
Biological process (GO): tRNA methylation
Cellular component (GO): cytosol
Molecular function (GO): protein binding
Source: RefSeq, a predicted model, not a curated record